Messenger RNA from Rhea pennata, 1113 nucleotides. Its product is annotated as actin-3-like. Lineage: Eukaryota; Metazoa; Chordata; Aves; Rheiformes; Rheidae. The transcript has a single exon. Bases 1 to 1113 code for a protein of 370 amino acids. The record is from RefSeq and is a predicted model, not a curated record.
AUGAGCCAACCGGAGGAGGAGAGGAGCCCAGGGCCUGGCAGCCCCGAGCUGGCUGGUGAUGACCCUGAGGAGCGGUACAAGUCCUUCUGCGCCGUCGUGAUUGACACGGGCACCAGCCACACCAGGAGCGGGCUGGCAGGGGACGAGAAGCCGCGGUCAGUGGUGCCCAGCCGGGUGGAGGGGCCCAGGCAGCAGGAUGACCCUGGCCUCGGUGACGGUGGCUCCAUCCUCACCCAUGGUGUGGUCACCGACUGGGACGGCCUGGAGACGUUGUGGCACCGCGUCUUCUAUCGUGAGUUGGCUGUGUGUCCGGAGGAGCUGGCCGUGCUGGUGACGGACGCCCCCCUGUCCCCCGCCGCCAACCGGGAGAAGGUGGCCGAGCUUCUCUUCGAGAGCUUCGGGGUGCCGGCGAUGCUGGUGCUGCCCCGCUCGCUGCUGGCGGCCUACUCCUACGGGCGCACCAGCGGGCUGGUGGUGGGCUCGGGCGCCGGCACGUCCUACGUGGCGCCCAUCCUGGACGGCUACGCCCUGCCGCACGCCACCUUCCGGCUGGACGUGGCCGGGGACGCCCUGACGGCCUACCUAGGGGAGCUGCGGGGCGCCCGCGGGCCCCCGCUCCCGCCCGACCUGCUGCGCCAGCUCAAGGAGCACUGCUGCUGCUGCCAGCUGCCCGGGGCGCCCGCGCCAGCCCCCGCCGUGGACUUCACCCUCCCGGACAAGCGGGUGGUGUCGGUGGGCAGCGAGCGCUUCCGCUGCCCCGAAGCCCUCUUCGCCCCCGCCGCCGUGGGGCUGCCGGCGGAGCCCGGCCUCGCCGCGCAGGCCGCCCGCAGCCUGCGCCGCUGCGGCGCCCGCCGGCGCGGCCGGCUCCUGGCCGACGUGCUGCUGGCCGGUGGCACCACGCUGCUGAGCGGCUUCGCCGAGCGGCUGGGCGCCGAGCUGCGGGACGCCGCGGGGGCGGCGGCGGCGGGCCCGGCGGCGGGUCCCCGGCGCCGUUUCGCCGCCUGGCUGGGCGGCUCCAUCGCCGCCUCCCUCGACGCCUUCCAGAGCGCCUGGAUCGCCCAGCGGGCCUACGGCGAGAGCGGCGCCGCCGUGGUGCACCGGCACUGCUUCUGA